UUUUCUCUGCGACAGAAACCGCCUUUACGUCUCGCUUCCUACUAGCCGCUGUCGGAUGAAGAGUGAGCAAAUGCAGCGUUGACCAGGAGAUAGCUAGCCAGCUAAAUUCCUAAACAAGCUGAAUGCUGUGAUGUCUUCAGGGAUGACUGGACAAACGCCGUGCGUUACAACUAGCAGAUGGGACCAGCCCGCCCAGCCCAAACCGAGGGUGGAUGUGAUGCAGGCCUGCGUGGGAAACUCAUCGCACCCUAGUGUCCCUGCUAGCUGUACGUCAGUCACCAACCAGAACGCAACCCAGAAUAGAGGUCCCGGGACAUUGCGGUCUGAUGGGGAUCAGACAGCCUCACAAGGCGGAGUGGAGAUGGCUGCAGCCAUGGCGGCUAAAAUCAAUGCCAUGUUGAUGGCAAAGGGAAAGUUGAAGAUUCCCCCACCGCUACCGUCUAAGGUACCUUCAUGUUUGUCAGUGUCCAGUACGGCAGAUGAAACUGUAGUCACAGAGGUUGACAUUAACGAUGUCCCAAUAAACUGUAGAAACCUUCUUACCAAAGGCAAAACUCAAGAAGAGAUUCGCCAGUGCAGCGGGGCGGUAGUCUCAACCAAGGGUCACUACAUGAGUGAUAUGGACAAAGGAAAAGCAGUAGAAAGGCCUUUGUAUUUGCAUGUCCAGGGCCGGAGUCAAGACGAGGUUAAUAAGGCCGUGAGAAGAAUUAAAGAGAUCAUCUCUGAGGAUGUGUUGCGGACGGCCGCGGCGCUGGGAGGGCAGCAGGUGCCCAUCAUUCCUCCUCUGACUCUCUACCCCCAGCCCUCCCGCACCUCAUCUGCCCCUCACAUGCCCCGGACGCCCAGCAGCUGCUCCUCCACCCCCCAGGGACACAGACCUGCAGCUCCACACUCAGGGAGUUUUGUGCACACAAAGAUCUUUGUGGGUCUGGACCAGGCCCUGCCCUCCUUCAAUGUGAACGAGAAGGUGGAAGGUCCUGGAGGGACGUACCUGGGACACAUUCAGACUGAGACGGGGGCGAGGGUCUUUCUCCGGGGGAAGAGCUCUGGCUACAUCGAGCAGGCGUCCAGGCGGGAGUCCUUCGAGCCUCUCUACGUCUACAUCAGCCACCCAAACCAGACAGGACUGGAAUCUGCAAAGAAACUCACCGAAAGUCUUCUAGAAACAGUGAGAGCUGAACACUCGCAAAUGGUGUCCAUAUACACAGCUACUGGUUCUACACAACCAUACGCAGCACAUGGAUAUCCACCUAAUAGCAAUUACUCUAGCCAGGGGUCCUGGUAUAGCUACCCUGCAAAUGGGUAUGCGGGCGGCUAUUCACCGUACCCAGGAUCCAGUGGUUAUUGGAGUAGUGCAAAUGGUGCCCCAAGUCAUUCUAACCUGUCGACAACCCCUCAAUCUUCUCAGGCAAUGGUUCAGUAUCCAGUCUGUCCUAGGAAACCACAUCCCUAUCUAGUACAGGACCCUGGGAGCACUGACUCUGAGGCAGACGAAGGCUCCUCCACCAGCCCGCCUCAGACAGGAAGCCCCAAGCGCCGUUUCCAGGAAGAGGCCCAGGACGAGCUGGCGUCUCAGCCUGCUGAUGUCCCGGCUGCCGAGAGCUCUCCCCCUACGGCACCCUCCAGGGUGGAAGAAGGAGCAGAAAGGAUGUUGAUGCCACCGCCUCCACCCAUGCCCCCUGUGUUCGCCGCGCCUCCAGCACGCAAGAGAGCCCGAGAGCCAGUGAGCUUGCCCCCCAGUCCCCCCUCAACCCUGGAAGCGCCGGAGGAGGAGAGCGUGAAGAAGCCUCGGGUGGUGCCGGACGCCUCGGGCCUGGUGCCGUACGGAGGGGACUCCUCAGACGAGGAGGAGGAGAGGACGCGCAGCAGUAAGAUGGUGUAGCUCCCCUGUGGCCAGA
This is a messenger RNA of Osmerus eperlanus (European smelt), 1898 nucleotides long. RefSeq names its product KH homology domain-containing protein 4-like. Gene Ontology annotation, cellular component: nucleus. Gene Ontology annotation, molecular function: RNA binding. The transcript has 14 exons. The record is from RefSeq and is a predicted model, not a curated record. NCBI's taxonomy places the organism in Eukaryota, Metazoa, Chordata, Actinopteri, Osmeriformes, Osmeridae. The coding region runs from base 131 to 1882 and encodes 583 amino acids.